Molecule: messenger RNA, 1820 nt
Organism: Eurytemora carolleeae
Lineage: Eukaryota; Metazoa; Arthropoda; Copepoda; Calanoida; Temoridae
Product: F-box/LRR-repeat protein 12
Exons: 4
Coding region: 94-1635 (513 amino acids)
Biological process (GO): SCF-dependent proteasomal ubiquitin-dependent protein catabolic process
Cellular component (GO): SCF ubiquitin ligase complex
Molecular function (GO): protein binding
Source: RefSeq, a predicted model, not a curated record
UUUCAGAUUAAAGAAUGCUCGGUACAGUAUAUUGUGUAUGUGUAGUGUGUCUGAAGUAAACAACCGAAUACAUGGUUUCCUAAAAGUGUUGCAAUGGAAUCUACUAGUACUGAGAUAACUCUACUCAGCAAAAUAUUUGCCAAUAGUUCUACAGAAGAAACAUUGCAGGAGUUGGAGACCGGUAAACAUCAGGAUAAGGAGGAUAUUGAUUAUUUUGAAGAUCUAAAUAAUCUGGAAAAUCUGGAGACCCUACGGAACCUACAGAAUCUGGAUGAUUCAAAUGAUUUAGAAGAUUUAGAAGAUUUAGAAGAUUUAGAUGAUUUAGAAGAUUUAGAAGAUUUAGAAGACUUGCCGAUUAGACUUGAUACUCUUCCAAUUAUUAUCCUUCGACAAAUAUUCCAGUUGUUGGGCCCCGAGGAUAUGUUUAACCUCGGUCUGGUGAACCACAGAACUCUGAAUAUCCUCCACACACUGUCCUCCUGGUCCUUCACGGAGCAGUACAGUCUCCAGAAGAUUGCUGCAAACCUCAAGGUUAUCCGGAGAAUAGACCUAUCCGUUCCUGACCCACAGGGAUUAUAUACCCUGGUGCGGUCUCACCCUGAGCUGACCUGUGUUCAUCUGAACUAUUGUCCUUAUAUUUCUGAUAAAGAGCUAGAUCUCCUUCUCUCUCUACCCCUACUCACGGAGCUGGAGGUAUCUCAUGCAGACAAGUAUCUGACCGGGUCAGGAUUAGGAAUGAAGGAACCCAGAGCUCUGAGAUAUUUGGAUCUAUCAGGUUGUAAUCUCAUCACAGACUUUGGACUGGAGAGUAUUCUAAACAAAUGUAGAAAAGACUUGAAAUCAUUAAAGCUACGGGAGUGUAUGAAACUUACUGAUAAAGUUAUUUCAAAACUGUCCAAGCUUUGUCCUGCUAUAUCUCUCCUUGAUAUCAGUCUGUGCAAUCUGGUGACUGGAGAAGGUUUGGCUUCUCUGGCCUCUCUUGACCUUAAUACAUUAAUACUUCAAUCUUUAAACUUUCCGGUCAUUCAACCUGGCAUUCUCCGGAUAUCUAAACAAUGCCGGAACCUAGAAACUAUAUAUUUCUCUUGUUCUCUCGAGGUUUCUCCUGAGGAUAUAUGCCACGUCCUCAGCUCCUGCUCCGCCCUCAAACAUCUCUUCAUGUCCUACUGUCGGUCCUCGGAGGCCAGCUCUCCUUGGAGGCUUGAUCUCAACUCUCCUCUUCUCCGCUCCCUUGGGUUACGCGGGUGCAGCGGAUUGGAUGAAACGAGUAUUCAAUCCUUCUCCAAUAAGCACAAACAGUUGGAGUUUCUGGACAUAUCCAGGGUUAAUAUCAAUGAUGAUCAACUAAUCCAGAUCAUGUCUUCCAAUCCUGGAUUAGAAAUACUCAACUUGAGCGGAUGUCAGAGUAUCACGGAUAAGAGUAUUCUUUGUGUCCCUAAGCUAGUCCCUAAACUAGGAGAGAUUAACCUAAAGGGAACCAGGACAUCUAAUCAUGGUAUUCUAACUCUCCGCUCUGCUAGGUUUAUCAGAGUUAUUAAAUGUGAUCAUCUGUUGGCAGAAACUAGACAAAUUCUACUAAAUGAAUGUCCAAGAAUUCAGAGAAUAGAAUCAUUUUUUCACGCUGAGAUGUUUUAAGAGAGCUUUUAUCUUAUUAUCUUAUGGAAAAUUAUAUAUAUUUUCUUUUGACAUUUUUAUCUGUAUUGUAAAAUCCUUGAAAGCAUAUUUUAAAGGGACUGGUAAGCGUUAUUUCAAUUGACCCUCCAUGCAAAGAUGGCGUUGUCCGAUUCACAAUGGUUCCCAUGAAAGCUUCGUCCGAUAAA